Molecule: messenger RNA, 2490 nt
Organism: Prorocentrum cordatum
Lineage: Eukaryota; Dinophyceae; Prorocentrales; Prorocentraceae
Source: the annotation of a GenBank genome assembly
GCCGUGAUGGUCUUGCAAAAGUUCAGCUUGCAGGACCAAGCGGCCUUCCGAGACCUGCGCCACCUCGCCGCAGUGUCUUGGCUGCCCAGCAUCGAGGGCCACUCGUUCUGGGUUGGCUUCGACGCCGGCAAGGCACGCGGCAACGGGGCGAAGGUGGAUUGGAGCGCUCGCGGUCUCGGCCCGCCGCGCGGGCGCGUCGCGCUCGCCGCUGAGGCGCGCGUGGGGGGGGCGCAGUGCGGCGCGACCUCCGCGCUCAACCUUCGGGCGGUGCUCGACGGGGAGUUGAAUGUGACAAACGAGCAAAUCCAGACGCGCACUGCCUCCCGCUUCGACUUCUUCAAGCGCGGCCCCGGCCCGAUCUUGCGCGCGCAGACCGAGAUCACCACCGCAGCCAUUUUAGCCGUGAAAAUGGUGACGGCCCUGCUCGACGACCGCGGGCGCCGCGCGAUCGGGCCCUUCCCGCGGGGGCUCCUGUGGCGCAGGCGCCAGGCGGGCAAGCUAGAGGGCGCCAGCGCCAAGACGGGCCCAAGACAGAGGGCGCCGCCGAUGGAGACGGCUGGAUCGUACAGCCCCGUGGGCGCCAGGCUCAGCGCAAGGAUUUACAUGCGUGAGAGAUCGAGGCCCAGCUGGUCCGCCGGCGAGGCGAGCUGGAUGGGGGCCCGUGCAGCGGCUGAGAUGGCCAAGGCUGCCGCGCUGCCGCGGUCCGCGCGUAUGCGCAGGGAGGCAAACGCGGCGGGCAAGGCAGAACAGCGCCUUGGCAGUGCCCGCAAGGCCCACGAGGCCAAGCGUGAGGCGCGCGAGGAGCUCGUCGAGCAGCUCGCCGCCCUCGACACCGAGCUGGAGGAGGACGAGGAGGCCUUCCGCCGCUUGGAGGCUGAGAUCAAGGCAGCAGUGGAGGCCGAACGGUUGCACCAGGCGGCGGAGCUCGCUGAGCGCAGCCAUGUGCCAGGGCUCCUCACGCAGUUCCGUGGUGGCCUGCAGGCAGCGCGGCGCGCUGGCAACUUCGAGUGCGCGUGGUCGGAGAUCGAGAAGCAGAUGUCGGCUGUGACGGCGCAGCUCGCUCUGGCCAGCGCGCCGCCGCGCGAGUCAUGGGCGGAUCGCUGCCCCAUCGAUGACGAGCUGGACAUCAAUGACGACGAGGCCCCCCUCGCCUCAGCCGCCGAGAAGGUUGGCCUGCCCCGUGGCCAGUUUGGCCCGCGAGGCGACUGCGCCCUGGCCGACUGGGAGGGCGCGGCGGGGGUUGGCCAGGCGGGCCACCCCGCAGGGCUGAGGGGCUCGGGCCAGGAGGGCCACCUCACGUGGCUGAGGGGCGCCGCCAGGUGGGCCCGCCCCGAGGACCUGGCCGAGCGGGGUCCUUGGGCGGUGCCCGCAGGCCUCUCUCGCCGACUGCUGGGAGUGGAAGUGAUGAUGCCGUCGGGCCUGGAGCCCAUGGUCGCCUCGGCCUACUUCGAGCACGUUGUCGGGCCAAGGGCAGGCGACCUCGACUUGCUGAGAGCGGUGGCGCAGCUCACCAUGGCAGCUGGGCGUAUGUCGCGGCUCCUGCAGGCGGACUUCAACAUGGAGGCAGCGACCCUGCAGGCCUGGAGCCCUAACCCCCGCCCGCCCGUAGAGCUUGCCUUCCAGGGUGCGAGGCCAGACGCGCUGGCCCAGGUCACGAACAAGCCGAGGCCUUUCCCGCAUCGGGACAUCAAGGCCUGCGAGGCCCAGGAUGUCCGCGUGGUUUUGCUCAAGGCUCUCGGUGCUAUAACUUCGUAUGCGUACACUCGCACUUACUUUGUGUUCUCGAGCGCAAUUAUAAAAUACCUGGUCAGAAUGCUCUGCGUCAGGUCUCUUAAGGCUUCCAUUUUCGCACUCGUGAGUUCCCAAGUUGUCGGGAUAAGCGUCAAUGGCGUGGGCACGGUGAGAGUGAGGAGUCGCGACGUGGAGUGGCUAAAGGGUGUCAGCGUGGAUGGUGACAAUGAGUGCAGCGUGGAAGAUGAAUGUAUUGUGGGAUCCGGCUUGGGCAAGUGCACAGUGAUGGUGGACCCCGCCAAGACGAUUCCGUUGGGCAGCACUGACGCGGGGUAUCAUUCCGAAUUCAUCUUCAAUAGCACCACGGUGUCGCAGGCCGAAUCUUCACGGUAUCCUACGCCAAUAUCCGACAUUACUAUCGCAGGGCAUUCGCACAUGUCGCAUUGGAACCUUUGCUGGAAGUCAAACAUCGAUCGCAACGCCUUGCGGGAAAAACGUGUGGAGGAUUAUUGUUACCACGUGAACGGUAUCUGUUUCCUUUGGGCUUCUCCGUGUUCUGGCGGAUGUUCCAAACUUGAGGACCUCACAUCGUAUUCGUCCUUCUGCCCUGGGCUGCGCUACGCCACGUCAGAGGAGUUUUCUUCUGCUUUGCCUGCAUUGAACGCAGGCCGAGAUGAGUUCUACAAGAAGUGCGCAGCAAGCCGACUGGACCCGUGGUGGAACCACUGCGAUUAUGGGAAUAAUUUCGGGCGGGUGGAG